UGGUUCUAUGUUUUCAGCAAACUUAACCUCACUUUGAUGUUGACAAAUGUUAAAGAAUAAAUAUUUUCAAAUUUUUUAAUUUCAUUUGUGUAUUGUUUAAUCAGUGAAAAGACAGCUGACUAUGGAUUUCGAAGCUCUAGGAGACUUUCAAAAUAUUAAGGAAAGAGUGAUUAAUUUUCACAACAGCAUUGAUAAAUUAGAGAAAAUACUGGAAGUGGCCCUCAGCGAAAGUAUGAAAAAAAAGUACGAGAACUUUUCUCCCAAAGAAAAGACUGAUUUUGAUUUAUUAUUGGCAAUGGAGCUGAAUACGUUAUAUUGGCUACAUCUGAGAAGCACAGGAGAGAAUCCUCUUGAGCAUGAAGUAAUGGGACAACUUUCAAGAGUAAAAGAAUUUAUGAACAAAGCAAAAGAGGCACACGAAAGGAACACAAUACGCCCAAAAUUAGAUGUUCCUGCUGCCAGAAGAUUCAUCAAACAUGGGCUAAAAAAUGAUAGGGAUGGUUCAAACUAAUCCAACAGUUAGUUUCGAAUUCUAUCACAAUAUGUACAUAAGAGACCAUUGCAUGCUGAAGAGCCCAUCAUGUUUGAUCGGAAGUAUCAAACGGCAAGAGCUAUCAGAUGCAUGAUGAACAAAGGGAGAUGCAACUGCAUUGUUAAAAAAAAAUUAUUUGUAAUGUAUGCAGGAAAAUAAAAUAUUGGAAUUACUAA
This is a messenger RNA of Coccinella septempunctata (seven-spotted ladybird), 708 nucleotides long. RefSeq names its product nuclear nucleic acid-binding protein C1D (gene Rrp47). The transcript is spliced from 3 exons. The record is from RefSeq and is a predicted model, not a curated record. Gene Ontology annotation, molecular function: DNA binding; RNA binding. Gene Ontology annotation, cellular component: exosome (RNase complex); nucleolus. Gene Ontology annotation, biological process: maturation of 5.8S rRNA; regulation of gene expression. The coding region runs from base 122 to 511 and encodes 129 amino acids. Lineage: Eukaryota; Metazoa; Arthropoda; Insecta; Coleoptera; Coccinellidae.